Molecule: messenger RNA, 912 nt
Organism: Dreissena polymorpha
Lineage: Eukaryota; Metazoa; Mollusca; Bivalvia; Myida; Dreissenidae
Product: zinc transporter ZIP3-like
Exons: 1
Coding region: 1-912 (303 amino acids)
Biological process (GO): zinc ion transmembrane transport
Cellular component (GO): plasma membrane
Molecular function (GO): zinc ion transmembrane transporter activity
Source: RefSeq, a predicted model, not a curated record
AUGAUGUUGGACCUUUUACCGGAAGCGCGCGAGGACAUGGAAGAUGCGCUAGAAGACUAUGGUUUUAAAACGGAAUAUCCACUCACGGAACUGCUAGUAUGCGUUGGAUUCUUCUUCAUGUUAAUCGUUGAACAUCUUGCACAUUUUUGCUGCUCCCCGAGAAACGUUGAACCAUCAAACGUGGCGCAUGCUGAACAAGAACACAAGCAAGAAUCUUGUAUUGACGAUUCUUUCAUUCAGCCGUGUGGUGGAAUAAAAAACGCCGGUUACGACCAACCAUCGGACAAGUCUGAAUAUCCUACAGACAAGUUCACCACCAACAGAACCGCCAUGAACAACAAGAGCGUUGCAUUUAUCAGCCAUGGCUACAAGAAGUCAGGCAACGCAAAAACUGAAUCGACAAUCGCACAAUCUGCCGCAAACGAUACCAUGGAGACAACCACAAAAGACACAAAACAUUCAACAAUAAGGGGAAUAGGCCUUAUGAUAGCUCUUUCAAUUCAUAUGCUUUUCGAUGGCCUCGCAAUAGGCAUGUUGACAGAGGCCUCGGAUGUUUGGCAACUUCUGGUCGCAAUUGCUACUCACAAGUGCCUCGUUUUUUUCACGAUCGGUCUUAAGUCCGUGGAAAUGUUGUCGUCUGCUAAGAAAGCCGCUUGCGUUGUCCUUUACUUUGCCGUUGUUAGCCCGAUCGGCGUUCUUGUGGGUGAGGCAAUACACACCUCCGAUGACGCUACCGGUCGGGACACCGUAACGGCCGUCCUUCAAGGAAUCGCCACGGGAACAUUCCUUUUCGUGACGUUCUUCGAGAUCCUGUUACGUGAACUUGGUUCACAUAACGCAACGCUACUGAAAAUCGUGUUCAGCUUUGUUGGAUUUGUAUGUAUGGCAUGCGUUCGUUUGCUCGCAGGAUAA